AAUCAACAACAAUUCACUCACUUGGACAAACAACAUCCCCACCAACCCCCUUGGAUCGGUUGGCCCUUUGGCACAGCAGACUUUCUCCUUUUAUGUUGUAUAGACCCAGCUUUACCGAUGUAACGCCUCAACCGAGAUAUGCCUCCGACGCAGCUGUGCGCCGUUCCAUCCCCGAAGCGCAAACGCGACAACCUCCCGCCUGCACUGAGCACAUCCUCCCAAUCUGCCUUGGAGCCCGCUGCACCUAGCAGCCCGACUACAAAUGGCAUCGUUGACCAGCUUCGCGACUUGAGGAUUACAGCGCUUUCAGCACUCCCACGGACCCCGCUUACUCCAAUCGAUGACAUGGUGCGGAAGAAGCCCAAACUUGAAGCCAUGGAUGAUACCCAGAUAUUCCGGCCUGCGCCUGGCACUGUUGGCGAAAUAGAACUGGCAACAGCAGAGAUACAGGAUGUCGUCGCUGAGGGGCCUUGGACCGGUAGUGCGGCGGAGAUAUCAGAGACACCGCAGGCCCAUGCGGAGAGGCACCACCCCGUUGUGGAUUUCGAAGAUUCCAUAGCAAUCGCACGGCCAGUCGUUUUCGGAGCGAUAGAGGCAUCCGCAUUUGCUCAGAACAACGUAAAUCCAAAGAGCCAAAAAGCAAGGUCCAAGGCGAACCCCUCUCGACCCCGCUCUCGGAGGUCACCCUCACCCCCACCCAUCUCGCUCACGUGGCAGGACAGCGAAAUCACUGGCCACCUUGCCGACCCUUCGACGGAUCCGGACGAUGAUGGAACGGGCAUCAAUGGAAUCGGUUUCAAACCUACUCCUGCCAUCGCCUAUGCCAGGGCACAAAAACGAAGGCAGCAACUGUUGGAAUGGAGAGCUCGAGAGACGAGGGAAGCAAGAGCCAAGAGGAGCGAAAGACGACGUAGAGGAGUCGCAGGCGCUGGCUCCAGUUCGAGGGAAGGGACCGUCGAAAGGGAGAUCGCCAGCAAGGAGCAUGACGCGACUAGACGAGCUGUCCGAUUCGCCAUAUAACGUGACGUCGUGUAUUGGAUGUAUAGCGUAGCUGAGAGACGGGGGAUGAGAUGAGGACGGGUACCUCUCCAUGUACGAUUCCACGAUCUCAUGAUGUAAUGACGACAAAGUCUUGUUUGCGACGCUUGUGGAAAUUAGGGAUCGCCUUGUCUGUUCCGAGUUCCCCUGACAUCGACUCCGUACGGUAAUGCGGGAUCAAGGGCGUUUGUCCCAUGGAUCGGUUCGCCGGUACAAUCCGUAUAUUACAAUUCUCAUACAAGUUCCUGUACAUAGUCCGGCCCGACUUCUUCCCCAUGCCCUACCAAAACCUCACAUUCUUACUGAACCAGUGACUCCACGAUCUUCGCCGCUCCUCCUCUUUUCUCCGCUCUUCCUCUAAUCUUUCCUGCUCUUCUCUCGCCUUUCUCCGCGCCUCCUUUUUCGCUUCGAUCGAUGCACGUUUCCUCUCCAUGAGCUCUUUUGCUUGCCGGAUCCCCUCCUUCUCCUUGCU
Molecule: messenger RNA, 1510 nt
Organism: Westerdykella ornata
Lineage: Eukaryota; Fungi; Ascomycota; Dothideomycetes; Pleosporales; Sporormiaceae
Exons: 1
Coding region: 139-1020 (293 amino acids)
Source: RefSeq, a predicted model, not a curated record